AUGAAGUACGGACCAGACCGUCCCAAAUACCUAGGACCAUUCUCGGAAAACACACCAUCAUACCUAACAGGAGAAUACCCUGGAGACUAUGGCUGGGAUACAGCCGGUCUCUCCGCUGAUCCAGAAACAUUCGCAAAGAACCGUGAGCUCGAAGUAAUCCACAGUAGAUGGGCAAUGUUGGGUGCUUUGGGCUGCACCUUCCCGGAGAUCCUCUCCAAAAACGGAGUCAAAUUCGGUGAAGCCGUGUGGUUCAAGGCGGGAUCUCAGAUCUUCUCAGAAGGAGGGCUUGACUACCUAGGAAACCCUAACUUGAUCCAUGCGCAAAGCAUAUUGGCUAUCUGGGCAUGUCAAGUUGUGCUCAUGGGUUUCAUUGAAGGAUACAGAAUCGGAGGUGGUCCUCUUGGUGAAGGACUUGACCCGCUUUACCCAGGCGGGGCGUUUGACCCGUUGAACCUAGCAGAGGAUCCAGAGGCUUUCUCCGAAUUGAAGGUGAAGGAGCUCAAGAACGGUCGUCUUGCAAUGUUCUCAAUGUUUGGAUUCUUUGUUCAAGCCAUUGUUACGGGUAAAGGUCCGAUCGAGAACCUGUUCGAUCAUAUCGCAGACCCUGUGGCUAACAAUGCUUGGGCUUUCGCCACCAACUUCGUCCCCGGAAAAUAGAGUUUGAUCGGAUCAUUUAUGUAAAGUUAUAACAUUUAUCAAUGCAUUUAAGUAUCCCUAAAUAUAUGAUAUUUUGGUUCCAUAUC
Molecule: messenger RNA, 743 nt
Organism: Camelina sativa (false flax)
Lineage: Eukaryota; Viridiplantae; Streptophyta; Magnoliopsida; Brassicales; Brassicaceae
Source: RefSeq, a predicted model, not a curated record